AUGGGAGUCCCUGCCUUUUUCCGCUGGCUCAGCAGAAAGUACCCGUCCAUCGUUGUGCACUGCGUGGAGGAGAAGGGGAAGGAGUACAAUGGCGUCCGCAUCCCUGUGGACACUACGCGACCAAAUCCAAACGAAGUGGAGUUUGACAACCUGUACCUGGACAUGAAUGGUAUCAUCCACCCCUGCACUCACCCAGAGGACAAACCGGCUCCAAAGAACGAGGACGAGAUGAUGGUGGCCAUCUUUGAGUACAUAGACCGUCUGUUCAACAUUGUGCGGCCCAGAAGAGUGCUCUACAUGGCCAUUGACGGAGUGGCCCCACGAGCCAAGAUGAACCAGCAGAGAUCCAGGAGGUUCAGAGCGUCGAAGGAGGGAGUGGAGCUGACCGAGGAGAAGAACCGCAUGAGGGAGGAGGUGAUCCAGAGAGGUGGAUAUCUUCCCCCAGAGGAAGUCAAAGAGCGCUUCGACAGUAACUGCAUCACUCCGGGCACAGAGUUUAUGGAUAACCUCGCUCAGUGUCUGCGUUACUACGUGGCCGACCGACUCAGUAACGACCCAGGCUGGAAGAACGUCACGGUCUUGCUGUCAGAUGCCAGUGUUCCAGGAGAAGGAGAGCAUAAGAUCAUGGACUACAUCCGCAGACAGAGAGCUCAACCGAACCACGACCCCAACACUCACCACUGUCUGUGCGGCGCCGACGCUGACCUCAUCAUGCUGGGACUGGCCACACAUGAACCAAACUUCACCAUAAUCAGAGAAGAGUUCAAACCCAACAAACCACGACCCUGCGCCCUCUGCGGACAGAUGGGACACGAGCUGAAAGAGUGCACGGGGGCGGCCCGAGAGAAGCAGGGAGAGCACGAUGAGUUUGCCAACACGAUGCCCGUGUCGGAGCAGGAGUUCAUCUUUAUCCGGUUGUGUGUUCUCAGAGAGUACCUGACGCGGGAGCUCACCAUGUCCAGCCUACCGUUCCCCUUUGACUUCGAACGGUCUGUGGACGACUGGGUUUUCAUGUGUUUCUUUGUGGGGAACGAUUUCCUGCCACAUCUGCCCUCACUGGAAAUCAGAGAGGGCGCCAUUGACCGACUGGUGGGAAUCUACAAAGACGUGGUGCACAAGACUGGGGGGUACCUGACACAGAAUGGUUUUGUGAACCUGGAGCGCGUUGAGCUGAUCAUGCAGGCGGUGGGCGUGGCCGAGGACAACAUCUUCAGGAAGCGCAAAGAUGACGAUGAGAGUUUCAAGAGAAGAAUGAAGGACAAGAAGAAGAGGAUGAAGGCCGAGCAGCAGCGUCCCUCCUUCCUCUCCUCUGGACAGUUCGCUCCUCAGGCUCUGGGACGAGGAGGUCGUCCUGAGCCGGUCCACAACGCCCGUCACCAGGCCUUCAACAUGAGGGUGCAGAACAUGGACGCAGCACAAUCCCUGAAGGCCAUGAUGAAGAAUGGAGGGAAUUCCGCUGGUCCGUCUGCAGACAGAGGAAUGAAGAGGAAGGCUGAGGACAGCGACAGUGAGCCCGAGCCAGAGGACAACGUCAGACUGUGGGAGGACGGUUGGAAACAGAGAUACUACAAAACCAAAUUUGACGUUGACGCAACAGACGAUGAGUUCAAGAAGAAAGUGGUGAAGUCAUACGUGGAGGGGCUCUGCUGGGUGCUGCGCUACUACUACCAGGGCUGUGCCUCCUGGAAGUGGUACUUUCCGUUCCACUACGCUCCGUUUGCCUCAGACUUCAAAGACAUUAAAGACAUGUUCACUGAGUUCGAGACAGACACCAAACCGUUUAAGCCUCUGGAGCAGCUGAUGGGAGUCUUUCCUGCAGCCAGUGGAAAUUUUCUGCCCCAGACCUGGAGGAACCUGAUGUCCAACCCUGAGUCAUCCAUCAUAGACUUCUAUCCAGACGACUUUGCCAUCGACCUGAACGGGAAGAAAUAUGCCUGGCAAGGAGUGGCGCUGCUGCCAUUUGUGGACGAGCGCAGACUGAGGGCAGCUCUUGCGGAUGUGUAUCCAGAGCUGACACAGGAGGAAAUGAAGAGGAACAGUUUGGGCAGCGACGUCCUGUUUCUGGGGAAAUCUCACCCACUGUUCGACUUUAUACAUGAACUGUACAGGACCGAGACCACAGAGGUCACAGAUAUCCCACCAGAACUGUGCCACGGCAUUCUGGGAAAACUGAAUCUUGACCAGAACCCCAUCCUCCCAGAGAAGACAGUGCAGUCUCCCAUCCCAGCGCUCAGAGACGUGGCACAGAACUCGUCCAUCGGAGUGAGGUUCAGAGACCCAGAGUUUCCUGCAGGGCACGUAUUUAAGGCUGUGAUGCUACCGGGCGCCAAAAUCCCAGCAAACACGCUGAAGCCGGAGGACUUCCAGCAGAGCGGGCGGCAGUGGAGACCUCAGCUCGGAUUCAACCCCAACAGACAGCAGGCUCACCUCGGCCAAUCAGGACAGAGAGCACUCAACCACUCUCUGGGUCGAGGUGGAGGUCAGUACAGCAAUGCGCCCCCCCCAGGAAACUACCAGAACUACAACAGGGGACAGCAACACUAUCCCUCUCCUCGGCAGAGCAGCCUGUUGGGAGAGCCUCCGUAUCAGCAACCGUAUCAGAGACAGUCGUAUGGGGGCGGGGCUCACGGCUGGGGCCGAGCCAAUCAGAACCAGCACAAUGCGUACCAGCAGAACUCCAACAGGGGGCACUCUCAAGGAGGAUACCAGCAGCAGCAGCAGCAGCAGCAGCAGUACGGCCAGUACAACCAGAGAGGAGGAGGAGGGGGAGGAGGGCAGGGCUAUAACACUGGACGUGGUGGAUACCCAGCUCCCCCUCCAUCCAGACGAUACAACUGA
This is a messenger RNA of Knipowitschia caucasica, 2838 nucleotides long. NCBI's taxonomy places the organism in Eukaryota, Metazoa, Chordata, Actinopteri, Gobiiformes, Gobiidae. The record is from the annotation of a GenBank genome assembly.